Molecule: messenger RNA, 343 nt
Organism: Pongo pygmaeus (Bornean orangutan)
Lineage: Eukaryota; Metazoa; Chordata; Mammalia; Primates; Hominidae
Product: thioredoxin-like
Exons: 1
Coding region: 1-315 (104 amino acids)
Molecular function (GO): protein-disulfide reductase activity
Source: RefSeq, a predicted model, not a curated record
AUGGUAAAACAGAUCAAGAGCAAGGUUGCUUUUCAGGAAGCCUUGGACACCGCAGGCAAUAAACUUGUAGUUGACUUCUCAGCCACAUGGUGUGGGCCUUGCAAAAUGAUCAAGUCUUUCUUUCAUUCCCUCUCUGAAAAGUAUUCCAACGUGGUAUUCCUUGAAGUAGAUGUGGAUGACUGUCAGGAUGUUGCUUUAGAGUGGGAAGUCAAAUGCAUGCCAACAUUCCAGUUUUUUAACAAGGGACAAAAGGUGGGUGAAUUUUCUGGGGCCAAUAAGAAAAAGCUUGAAGCCACCAUUAAUGAAUUAGUCUAACCAUGUUUUCUGAAAAUAUAACCAGCCA